Molecule: messenger RNA, 1752 nt
Organism: Colletotrichum graminicola M1.001
Lineage: Eukaryota; Fungi; Ascomycota; Sordariomycetes; Glomerellales; Glomerellaceae
Product: ferric reductase like transmembrane component
Exons: 3
Coding region: 1-1752 (583 amino acids)
Biological process (GO): iron ion transport; copper ion import; intracellular iron ion homeostasis
Cellular component (GO): plasma membrane
Molecular function (GO): ferric-chelate reductase activity
Source: RefSeq, a predicted model, not a curated record
AUGGCUGGUGGAGGCGCAACAACUUCACCCGAGCAGCAAAAGGCGGCCCUUGAGGCUGCUCUUGAAAACCAGGCUCUCUCCAACUACCUGUUCUAUAUUUGCGCCAGUAUCUCCGCUGCUGUCAUUAUCUGGAGGGUCUGGACGGUCAUUGUCAAAUAUGUUCGCACCGUCGCCUCUUUGAACAACGACAACCAGCGAUACUUUGCGCAGUCCGACUCCAAGGUUUCUUGGAUCAAAAGGAAUGUUCUUUAUGCCCCGGUCUUCAGCAAGCGCCACAACCGCGAAAUCCAGUUCAGCUCCGCCAUCAACGUCGGCACCCUCCCCAGUCGUUUUCAGCUGCUGUUCCUGACCGGCUACCUGGCAACCAAUGUCGCAUUUUGCGUCAUCGAUAUCCCGUUUGCUGGCUCCUUUGCCGCCGCGGCGAAGCUGCUCCGAAACCGAACCGGUACAUUGGCCGUCGUUAAUAUGAUCCCACUUUUCCUCAUGGCUGGACGCAACAACCCUUUGAUCCAGAUGCUGGGCAUCUCGUUUGACACGUUCAACUUGCUGCACCGUUGGUUCGGUCGUAUCGUCAUCCUCGAGUCCAUCGCUCAUACCCUGGCAUGGAUGUCCAGCACUGCUAAGGCAUCAAGCUGGGAAGCUGCUAUUACGUCCGCUACCACAGUUCCCUUUUUGCUCUUUGGCUUUGUCGCCACUUGCGCCUUUACCGCCAUUGGCAUCCAGGCCUCGAGUCCUAUCAGGCACGCAUUUUACGAGACAUUCAAGCUUCUCCACAUCCUGCUGGCCAUCACGGCCGUUGUCGGUGUUUGGUACCACUUACAGAUGGAGGCUUUGCCUCAGCUCAAGUACCUUUGGCCUGUCAUCAUUUUCUGGGCCUGCGAUCGCGCCUGGCGCGCCGCUCGUGUUUUCUACGGCAAUGUAGGACAUGGAGGCAGCAAAGCCCUCGUCGAGGCCCUUCCCGGCAAUGCCUGCCGUGUCACAGUGACCAUGGCUCGUCCCUGGACCUUCGGGCCUGGCCAGCACGCCUAUGUGUACCUGCCUUCCAUCAGCCUUUUGCAGUCUCACCCAUUUUCCGUUGCGUGGAGCGAGGAGGCCGAGGACCCCCUGGCCGAGAAGGCUUCUCUCAACCGUCAGGAUAUCCUCGCUAUGCGAAAGACGACCAUUUCCUUCGUGAUGCGCGCCCGAACUGGCAUGACCGAUACGCUGUACCGCAAGGCGGCUGCUUGCCCUGAGGGUAAGAUGACAACCACUUGCAUGGUGGAGGGCCCUUAUGGCGGCAUGCACAGCAUGCGCUCUUACGGCACUGUCAUGCUAUUUGCCGGCGGCGUCGGAAUCACGCACCAGGUCCCCCAUGUGCGUGAUCUCGUUGCUGGAUACGCCAAUGGAACGGUUGCCGCUCGGAGGGUGAUUCUUGUGUGGACCAUUCAGAGCCCUGAGCAUCUCGAAUGGAUCCGCCCCUGGAUGACGGAGAUUCUGGCCAUGGAGAAGCGUAGAGAUGUUCUCCGCAUCAUGCUCUUUGUCAGUCGACCGCGCUCCACCAAGGAGAUUCACAGCCCUUCGUCAACUGUUCAGAUGUUUCCGGGUCGACCCAACAUCGAAACGCUUAUCAAGGCCGAGCAGGAGUCGCAGGUCGGUACCAUGGGCAUCAGUGUGUGUGGUCCUGGUGCUCUUAGUGACGAGGUCCGCCGCGCCGUCCGCGACCGCCAGUACGACUCAGCGAUCGACUUCCACGAGGAGGCCUUCUCGUGGUAA